CGAAACAAUUUUUUAACGGGGACAAGGUCAUGGACUUGUCCAUGCUGUCUUCCGUAACAGUUUGUAUCACAUCGUUUGACACAUUUCUCUUUUAAAACCCACUUGGUCUCUAAUUUAUAGAUUCUAUUCAUGCCACAUUUCUACAUUUCCAAAAUAACGAAAAUAGAAAGCGAUUGUAGGGAAUCUUAAGAAGUUUUACAUCUAAUAAAAUGAUUGGCAAAUUUUGGUCAAGUAUCAGAUUCAAAGUUGCUGUUUUAAAUUUUGGACCAUCAUGUCGGAACUGUGCAAACUCCUUGGCUGACAUAUCAUCUGCUAUACUUUUGGGACAAAAUUCAAAUACUAAGAUGCAAAUGCUGCUAAAUAACGUAGGAGUCAAGCUUCAUGCUUUGAGCAUUGUACUCACUCAACAAUGCAAUCGUGUUGCAGCAUUGCGUCUUCGUAGAGCCUUUCAGAUCUUGGGCCUGUACCAGCGUAUUUAUGGCGAGCAGCUUUUAAUGCAAAAUGUGAAGAGACAAUUCAAUUUCAGGACCCGACCUUUAUUGACAUUGCUGUCAGCUGCUAUUUUUCAGUGGGAGCAAGAAAGAGUAACAGAUGAAGAACUUGAAAAGUGCUGCUAUGAAAUAGAAGAAGUCAAUAAGCUCUUGGAAUCUUCUGAUAAAAGUAGUCCAGUACUUGAGGUCAAACCCUGUUCGUAUCAACACAGUGACUGGGAAAAUGUGGUUAACACAAAUGAUUUUAAAAUUUGGCGGCGUCUUAUACCAAACAGCACACUUUAUCAAUAUAGAGUAUAUGGGCAUUUUACAGAUAUUCCACCUCGAGCAUUUUAUAACACUCAGGUGGAUGUUGAUUACUGGAAAGACUGGGACAAAAACACUAUGGAAGUAAAGAUUAUUGACAGAGAUGAUAAAACAGACUCCGAAGUAGUGCAUUGGGUUUAUAAAUUUCCUUAUCCUAUGUAUCCCAGAGACUAUGUCUAUGUGCGACGCUGCAAGGUUAAUCUUGCAACAGGUACCAUGGUUAUCACUGGCCGCUCUACAGAUCAUCCCAGCUGUCCACUGAGUGAUAACUAUGUUAGAGUUGCUACUUACUGCUCACAGAUGGUCAUCAAACCAUAUACCACUUUUGAUGAGAAUGGCUUUUACUACGUUAUGACCUACUUUGAUGAUCCGCAGACAAAUUUCCCUCCCAUGUGCUAUAAUUGGCUUGCUAGCACAGGUGUUCAUGAAUUUCUUGAAAAGGUCCAUAAGGCUGCCUGUCGGAAACAUGAAAAGAGCAUUGAACCUGCUGCUGCUCGCAUUGAUAAAAACACCAAUAAUAUUUACUCCAACAUUGUUCAUCAUUAAAAAUGCACUAGAUCUUUUUAUUUUGCCUAGCUUAAUCAUAAUGUCAGUAAUAGAUUGUAUUUAUUUAAAAUAUCUACUUAUAAAUCACUGUAUGGUGGUGUUCAAACCACAAGCAACCAGUCUAAAAUAUACUGAAGCUCAAUAUAUAACUGAAUAGAUAAUAUGGCCUGAUCCAUUUCUUAAAGGCUUUCUGUUGUUAUGGUAUUGUGAUCUCAUUUUGAUGAUGUACUUUUUAGACUGGCCUUGGUUUGUGUGUUGCGGUUGCAGCAUCAGUUGUAAAAAAAAAAAAUAUUGUAACUUAUAUUCUUAGUUCAUUUUCAUACAUGUAUGCUUGAAAACUUGCACUGAUUAAAAAUCAAUAUUCUGCCCAAAUAUGUAAAAUAGUUACAUCAAAUUAUGAGAGGCAAAUCCUUGGAACGUUGUGUUUUUUUUCAUCAAAUUGGAAAAUAACUUAGCCGAAAGUACAUUUAAAAAAUAAAAUUUUCAUCUAUUGUAUGAAUUACAUUUUUUUGAGUAUUAAGUAAGAAUUCCAUGUUAAUCUAAUUUUUUUAUUAACUCAAAUAAAAGUAUUUUAAAAUCUAUUAAAUACCAAUUCUGUUAAUGGACAUUCAAGUUUACUAAACUAUUUUAUAACCAAUUGUUUGUUAUAAUAAUAAGAAUGUGUGCUUUAGAAAUUACCAUUGCUAGUUUGUAAGAAAAAGUUCAGAUGUGUAAUUUUCAUGUGUAUAUUUUACCAUGGUACACCCUAGGGGCAUUACUCACAAAUAGCAAAUCUCCAGUUAUGUAAAUACUGUUCAGUGGAUUCGUUUAGAUUUUCUUCUGCUGCUUUUGUAUUGAAGGGGAUAUACUUAGCUGUUGUAUGGUUGAUUGUGUUGAUGUACACAUCUCAAUUUUAGCAUGAGAAUAGCUUUGGCGGUGAUAUUUGACCAGGAUGAUUUUUACCACAAAAAGUGCCCACUUUUUUGUUUUAAUCUUGUAUACAUUUUUAUUAUAGCCAAUAUGUUUUUCUAUAAAGAUUGUUUUCAUGUGUCAUAAUCAUGAACUCAUUUUUAAAUUUUGAACUUAUAAACAAAUCUAAAACAGAAUUUUGUCUUCUCAUGUAUGGAUUUUUCAAAUUAAGUAUGUAAAAUGAAUGAAUUAGGACUUAACAACUGUGUGCCACAUGAACAGAUUGGAAUGUCCAAGGUUUGGAAUAAAGAAAUUAUUUAGUAACAUCUUAAUGCACUUAUGAAUGUCUUCAAUCAUUAAACAGGAUAAAAAUUUC
Physella acuta is the source of this 2607-nucleotide messenger RNA. RefSeq names its product stAR-related lipid transfer protein 7, mitochondrial. The record is from RefSeq and is a predicted model, not a curated record. Lineage: Eukaryota; Metazoa; Mollusca; Gastropoda; Physidae. Gene Ontology annotation, molecular function: lipid binding.